Messenger RNA from Capsaspora owczarzaki ATCC 30864, 417 nucleotides. RefSeq lists its product as hypothetical. The record is from RefSeq and is a predicted model, not a curated record. Bases 1 to 417 code for a protein of 138 amino acids. The transcript has a single exon. Lineage: Eukaryota; Filasterea; Ministeriida; Capsasporidae.
AUGCAUAGCAAAACGCAUCGCUCGAUGUUGCUCGAUGUUGUUCAUUUUCUCACGCAUGGCUGUCACGAACUAGUUUCUGGCGCCCCCGAACUGGAUGGCCAAGGCCAUGUUCGGUGCGCGGACUGCUGGCGCAAUCGACCUCACACAUCAUGCUGCUUUGAGGGAAUGAGAGAAGAUGUGUCAUUUGGUGUUGUCCUGUGCUUUUGUUUUUCUGUGGUGCGGGACUUGGUUGUUAUCGCUUGCUUGUUAUCACCUCACACAUGUCGCAUCAGAAACACACUGUUUACGCCCAAGCAACCCGCCCAAGCAAGGGAGUGUUCGCAUACAUUUGGCCAUGAGAAGAUGCGCCCUUUUCUUCGAUGCUACAGCUGCUACUGCUGCGAAUACGCUCACUCGAUGGAUCAGGACCUUGAAUAA